Messenger RNA from Solanum stenotomum, 3172 nucleotides. Its product is annotated as chloroplastic group IIA intron splicing facilitator CRS1, chloroplastic. Gene Ontology annotation, biological process: RNA splicing, via transesterification reactions. NCBI's taxonomy places the organism in Eukaryota, Viridiplantae, Streptophyta, Magnoliopsida, Solanales, Solanaceae. Bases 82 to 2490 code for a protein of 802 amino acids. The record is from RefSeq and is a predicted model, not a curated record. Gene Ontology annotation, molecular function: mRNA binding. The transcript is spliced from 11 exons.
UUUUUCUUGUUGAUAAAAUUUGACUUCACAAACUUGGCAACUGCUAAGAGCUUAACAAAUUCCUAAGAAUUCAAGAUAUCCAUGUCUGCUCCUUUGGUUCUCGCUCCCAAUUCGAAUACCCUCUGUUAUCACCAUUCCAAUUCUUUUAUCAACCAAAAAACUCUUCUUUUUUCCAAAUCUUUCAAUUCUAAAUUUACCAGCUUUUCCUCUCAAUACAAUGAUAAUAAUAAUCCCAUCAAGAACGAGGAGCAAUGCAAUCUUGAAUUUGAAAAUCAAGAUUAUGGGUCAUCAAGUUCAGGAAUUAAAGGGCCUACUGCUCCAUGGAUGAGGGGUCCUCUUCUUCUUGAACCUAAUCAAGUUUUGGACUUAUCCAAAUCAAGAAAGAAGAAAGAUGCCAAUUUCGCUAAAACCCAAAACCCUAAUGAUACACUUUCUGGUAAAGUUAGUGGAGGAAGAGGUAAAAAAGCAAUGAAGAUGAUUUAUCAAGGAAUUGAUAAACUCCGAGAAACGCAAAUUGGGGAAGGUACACAGGUGGAAACUGAUGCAAAGGUUGAAUUUCAGUUCCCACCAGGAUCUUUAUCUGAAUGGGGAGAUGUGACUUAUGAAAUUGAGGAGAAAAACCCAUAUGGGGAGGAGGACAACGUGGAAAGCCUUGAGGGAGUGGAAUUUGGUGUUUUAUCAAGAGAGGGGGAAGGAAGAGGGAGUAGAAAAAGUGGGGUGAAAAUGCCAUGGGAGAGUGAGGUGAAAAUUGUGUAUAGGAGAAUGAAGAAUGAGAAAGUUGUCACGACUGCAGAGUCGAAUCUUGAUGCAAUGUUGCUUGAGAGAUUGAGGGGUGAGGCUGCAAGGAUUCAGAAGUGGGUGAAGGUUAAGAAAGCCGGAGUUACCCGAACUGUUGUUGAUCAAAUCCACUUUAUUUGGAAGAAUAAUGAACUUGCAAUGCUCAAAUUUGACCUGCCUCUAUGCCGUAAUAUGGACAGAGCUCGAGAAAUUGUUGAGAUGAAGACUGGAGGCUUUGUUGUUUGGAUGAAGCAAAAUGCUCUGGUUGUUUAUAGAGGAUGUAGCUAUACUUUACAACAGAGGGAGCUACAGCAUGAUUUUCUCUGUAAUCACCAGAACUCUUCAUUUACUGAAAAUAUUAAAGAGACAAGUAUUUUCUCACCAUUGAACUCAAGUGGGAGCAGUGAAGAUGAAAUGAUAAGUGUUGGAAACUCAGAAGAGGAUAGCCUAGCAAUGAAUGAGUCACUUUAUGUGAGGGAAGCUAAUAGAUUGUUGGAUGACUUAGGACCUCGUUAUGUUGAUUGGUGGUGGCCAAAGCCUUUGCCUGUGGAUGCGGAUUUACUUCCUGAAGUAGUUCCUGGAUUUAAGCCACCAUUUAGACUUUGCCCACCACGUUCAAGAUCAAAGCUGACAGAUGAUGAACUUACACAAUUAAGGAAACUUGCUCGUUCUUUGCCAACUCAUUUUGUCCUUGGGAGAAACAGAAAACUGCAAGGCUUGGCUGCAGCAGUCGUAAAGUUGUGGGAGAAAUGUCACAUAGCAAAGAUAGCUUUGAAGUGGGGAAUUCCAAAUACUAGCAAUGAGCUAAUGGCAAAUGAGUUAAAGCAUCUUACAGGAGGAGUCCUUUUAUUGCGGAAUAAGUUCUUUAUAAUCCUAUACAGAGGCAAGGAUUUUCUUCCUUCUCAAGUUGCAAACAUUGUUGCUGAAAGGGAGGUGGAGCUCACAAGAUGUCAGCUUGAGGAAGAAGUUGCACGAUUCAAAGCAAUUGAAACUCUUUCAAUCACUAUGGAAGUAUCAAUGAGCAGUAGUAGUGUUGGGACUUUAUCAGAAUUCCAGACAAUUGCAGAACCUGGAAAGGAGAAAUCUGAGGUUGAAGUUCAAUUAAUGUCUGAAAAGGAAAGAUUAGAAAAAGAACUGAGGAAUCAACAGCACAGCCUUUACAUUCUCAAGAAGAAGAUUGAAAAAUCAUCUAUAGCACUGGGAAAGCUAAAUGCUGCCUGGAGACCUGCCAAAGAGGAUGAUGAUAAAGAAAUCUUAACACAGGAAGAAAGACGAUCUCUUAGGCAGAUAGGAUUGAAGAUGAACCGGAGUUUAGUUCUUGGGAGACGUGGUGUUUUUGAUGGUGUCUUAGCUGGUCUCCAUCAGCAUUGGAAGCACAGAGAAGUUAUUAAGGUGAUCACAAUGCAGAAAAUCUUUUCUCAGGUCAUUCAUACUGCAAAGCUCCUGGAGACAGAAAGUGGUGGAAUACUGAUUUCUGUUGACAAAAUUAAAGAAGGCCAUGCAAUGAUAAUUUAUCGGGGAAAGAACUACAGACGCCCGGAGUCAGUUCCUCAAAAUCUUCUAAACAAAAGACAAGCUUUAUGUCGGUCCCUGGAAAUGCAGAGACUUGGAUCAUUGAAGUUUUAUGCAAAUCAAACGGAGCAGGCAAUCUCUGAUCUUAAGUUGAAGUUGGUAGAAUAUACAGUAAAGAUUGGUCAAAUGGGGGAGAUCUAAAGCUUGUGGUGCAGUCAUAACUACUAUUGCUCUUGAUCUCUGUCUUGACAUGGUCUACAUAUAUCAGCGCGAAGAGAAUUCACCCAUUAGCUAGGAUGGUGGUGGACUGCAGAUGCAAUGGAUUGAUAGAGUAACAUUGCUAACAUUACAUAAUAGACAAUUUCAAAGGACUGAUACUUGUUGCAUGAUCUGGAAUUACCUGUCGAAGCAUUAAGUAGGCCCACCUCUACACUUGAAAGCAAUAAAACAGACAUUUGGAGGAGGGAGAAGAUGAACAUACUACAGGGAUUUGUUCCAUACAGCACAGAGUCGGUUUGAACUACUGCAGAAAUGUUUUAUACCACUCAAUGGAAGAUUGCAUUACAAGGACCUGUUCUUACCACACAUUGACUUUUAAAAUUAAGUUCUUUUUAGCUUAAUCGAGGAGUGGCAAAUCCACACUGCAGUAAAAGAUGGUUGUGAUGCAGGAUGAGAUGGGUGUUACCAGGAGGAUUCAUUGUUAUUUAGCGAUCAUCAAUCCAGAGUGUAGUGCACCUAUGGCUUAUCCUUCAUUUAACACAAGACUACGACAUAGGUGUUAGUGUAAUUUAUCAAAACAAGUGUGGUCAGGUUGUGGCUGCUCAUUUACAGCAGGAGACGAUAAUAUAUAAUUUGGAUGACAGCCUUGGGUAUUUUACGUUGG